AUUAACUCACAAAACAACACUACAUAAAAACCCGUGCCGAUUCCCAAAUGUUGCAUAUUUAAUGGGACGGAGACAUACCCCACCCUCUGAGCUCAAUUUUGGGUCAUUUCUCUCCCAUUACAUAAAAACAAUUGCAAGAGCUGUCUGCUUAGAAAAAUCAGCCACUUGUUAUGUUUUACUCCUUUGUUUCCUCAAUAUAAGCACAAGUAAUCUCCCUUUUAAGACCAUCCACAAUUUCCAAUACUCAUCUCAGCUCAACCCGACUCGACUCAUAUCUUUCUUCAACGGUCUAAUUAAUGGCGACCAAUGCCUGCCUCGUCGUUUCACUAUGGAUUUCAUGUUUGCUAGCCACUAGCCAUGCCACCACCUUCUCUUCUCUCCAGAGAACUAUCAUCCUCACGGCUUCACCUCAAGCCGGACAAGUUUUGAAGGCCGGAGAGGACAACAUAACCCUGACAUGGUCCCUUAACACCACCUUCCCAUCCGGGACUGACUCCUACAAAGACGUCACAGUAGAGCUGUGCUACGCUCCGAUCAGCCAGAAGGACCGCGGGUGGAGAAAAACGGUCGACGAGUUGGCUAAGGACAAGACUUGCCAGCACAAUAUUGUCAAAAAGCCAUACACUUCUUCUAACACCACCUUCACCUGGACAGUGAGGAAGGAUGUUCCUGGUGCCACGUACUUUGUCCGAGCCUAUGCCCUCGACUCUGCAGGUAGGGAGGUAGCCUUCGGGCAAACCACCGAUGCUCACAAGACGGCCAACUUGUUCGAGGUUGAGGCAAUCAUCGGACGCCAUGUGUCACUCGACAUUGCCUCUGCUUGCUUCUCUGCCUUCUCCAUUUUAUCCUUGCUUGGAUUCUUCUUCAUGGACAAGAGGAAGGGCAAGCCAUCAAAAUGAUCAAGCAAUGUUUGAGUUGUGAUUCUUGUCUGUUUUAAGAUACACAAGAGAUAGAGUUAUGUAAUAUGCCAUAUUUGGCUAGACAAGAAUCUUAUGAGGCCUAGGAAUAAGGACAUAUGGAUAUGGUCAUGUAUGAAUAUGAUUUACCAGGUUUCUGUUGAUUUCAAGAAAUCAAAUGAAAUGCUCUCAAUUUAUCUUUGUUUUAUUAUCUUUUCUUCGACCAUUAUUAUUUCACAGAAUUUCCAAUCAAAAUCAGGAAGAUAUGCAUAGAUGUCAAGGAUGACUCCAAUCAAGUUCUUGAUUGCUAUCAUCAAUGUGAUAUGUACGGAUGAACAAAAGACAAGAUACGGACUUUGGUAAUAAUAUUUAUUUUAUCAAUGUGAUAUGUAUGGAAGAAAAAAAUUUGAAAUUUCAUACAAUAUUUAUUUUGCCACAGAGGUGCAUGGCACUUUCCAAACGUCAAAUUAUCAUAUGGAUUUGCUGAAUGCUGACCAGAAAUAUAUAAAAUUGAGUUUAAUAACCUGACUUAUAUUGUUAAAAA
Messenger RNA from Salvia splendens (bonfire salvia), 1440 nucleotides. RefSeq names its product high-affinity nitrate transporter 3.1. Bases 297 to 899 code for a protein of 200 amino acids. Gene Ontology annotation, cellular component: plasma membrane. Gene Ontology annotation, biological process: response to nitrate; nitrate transmembrane transport. Lineage: Eukaryota; Viridiplantae; Streptophyta; Magnoliopsida; Lamiales; Lamiaceae. The transcript has 2 exons. Gene Ontology annotation, molecular function: nitrate transmembrane transporter activity. The record is from RefSeq and is a predicted model, not a curated record.